AUGUCCCGACUGCAACAGGACCAGUUCGUCGACGAUGACGAGGAGGAGUGCUGCCCGCUCUGCGUCGAGGAGUUCGACCUCUCGGACAGGAAUUUCCGGCCCUGUCCAUGCGGCUACCAAAUAUGCCAGUUCUGCUACAACAACAUCAAAACCACCAUGAACGGGCUGUGCCCCGCAUGUCGCAGACCCUACGAUGACUCCACGAUCGAGUGGAAGACCAUCUCCCCCGAAGAGAUGGCACAGCACAAGCAGCUCAUAGCGCAAAAGGCCAAGAAGAACGCGCAGAUACGGCAGAAGGAAGCGCAGAAGGCCGAAGCCGACUCUCUCAGCCGCAAGCACCUGUCCGGGCUGCGUGUCGUCCAGAAGAACCUCGUAUACGUUACUGGUCUCACGCCCACCAUACGCGAAGACGAACUACUCAAGACCCUCCGCGGUGACGACUACUUUGGGCAGUACGGCAAGAUCCUCAAGAUCGUCGUAAGCAAGGCCAAGGAGAACGCUCAGCACCAGCAGUCGGUGGGCGUCUACGUAACAUUCGCUCGAAAAGAAGACGCGGAGAAGUGCAUCAAUGCUGUCGACGGCUCCCAGAACGGCGAGAGAACACUAAGAGCACAGUUUGGUACAACAAAGUACUGUUCAGCGUACCUCCGCGGCGAGACCUGCAACAACCGCAACUGCAUGUUCUUGCACGAACCUGGUGAGGACAACGACAGCUUUACUCGCCAGGAUCUCUCCAUGAUGAACUCGAUCCAGACGCAACAACCGUCACAGUCGUCGACAUCCCGAGCCGCACCUCCUGCGCACCAGGGUCCACCCGUUGCUGCCGCGACACCGAUGAAUCGCCAAGACAGCAACGACACGUCGAGCUCGAUACACGAAGCACCUGGCCUACCCGCAACGGCAAACUGGGGCAGCAAAGCGGUGCUGGAGCGUCGUGCAAGCCGUUCAACAGUUGCUUCGAACAACGCCAGUCCCAUGAUCACGAACGCUGUCCCUGCACAAGCAUCGAAGGCACCGAAGCCAGCGGAGGCACCAAAGAAGAAGGGCAAGGACAAGGAAAAAGAAAAAGAAAAGGAGAAAGAAAAGGAGAAGGAGAAGGAGAAAGAGCAGAAAGAGAAGGAGAAGGAAAAGGAAAAGGAGAAAGACAAGUCUCCGCAAGCAUCGAAGCCUGCAACUCCACCGCCUGCGCCUGCACCCGCCGCACGCCCUGCCAAAUCCCGCGACAACGGCAUUCACGAUCUCCUAAAGGUCAUCUGCUCGCCAGAUUUCAAGUUCGUCUUCUCCAGUGCCGUUCUAUCUGAGGAAGAGUUGAAAGCUGUUACCGAGUUCCCUCAACUCCUGGACCCCAAUGGCGGUGCAAAGCGUCGUGCCAUUAAGGAAAAGAAGGAGAAGGAAUUGGCAUUGCAGCGGGAGGCCGAGGCAGAAGCAAUUGCAAAGGCAGCCUCUCAGCAAGCUCCUGCUGCAGUUGAGCGUGAAGACAACGAGGCGACGGCUGGUGGCAGCUUACAACUUGGAGGCGAGCCCGAAGACGGCCCUGAGACAAGCACCAACCAUCUCAACCAGCAUGCGAUUGCACCACCUGGUCAACAGGGUUUCGGUGGAAGCCUCUUUGGGCAGAAUACCCCUCUGGCCGAGGACUUCAGCAACCUUGGAUUGAGCAACAGAGGUCUGACGCCACAGCAGCAACAGCAGUUGUUGCUCUCCAACUUCAAGUCCGGCACCCAGUCCACGAAUAUCCUCAGCAACAUGCAAAAUGCUCAGCCUCAGCAGCACAAUGCUCCUAGCCAUGCCAGACACACGUCACGCUUUAGUUUCGCCAACGACAGUGCCUCUGCUUCUGCGAAUGUGCAACCUGUUGCGAACCAGAAGCUCAUGAGCCAACAAAACUCGAUGAUGCCGAAGAAUGCCAACCAAUUCAACCCCAUGUCUCAGCACCAGCAGCUGGGUGGGCAGUUCUUCACCAACGUGCAAGGUCCUCCUCCCGGACUGAAGCCUACUGGUACACCUCCUGUCAGCGGGACUGGCAUGUUCGGUCAAGGUCACGGUUUCGCGACGGGUGGUCUACCCUACGGGGCUGGUGCGACGGCGAGGAACAACAAUGAUGCCAUGUAUCAGGACUUGCUCCGCAGCCGGAACAUGGAUGGUGCUGCUAGGCUAGCUGAUGCUGGAAAGCGUGAGUCAAUGUUUCCUUCUUUCCUUAAUCAACACCCCACAACCUCCACACCUGCACCUGCCCCUGGUCUCCUAAGCUUCCCUUAUGGACCUUCGCCUGGAGCUUACCAGGAGUCUGGUUCGCAGAAAUCCAAGAAAAAGGGUAAGAAGCAUAGGCACGCGAACACUUCCUCCUCUGGAGGAGGUGGUCUUGCCGAUGUUCAGGACCCAAGUAUCUUGCAGGCAAGGUUGCACCAAGGCGGUAUGGCGGGGCAGGGCUUGUAUGGCCAAGGUCAAGGCGGUUUCUCUUCUCUCUAUUCCAACAACAACUACGGCGGCGCUGGACGAUGGUAG
Molecule: messenger RNA, 2505 nt
Organism: Alternaria arborescens
Lineage: Eukaryota; Fungi; Ascomycota; Dothideomycetes; Pleosporales; Pleosporaceae
Exons: 4
Coding region: 1-2505 (834 amino acids)
Biological process (GO): protein ubiquitination
Cellular component (GO): CCR4-NOT complex
Molecular function (GO): ubiquitin-protein transferase activity; metal ion binding; RNA binding
Source: RefSeq, a predicted model, not a curated record